Messenger RNA from Marchantia polymorpha subsp. ruderalis, 2132 nucleotides. The record is from the annotation of a GenBank genome assembly. Lineage: Eukaryota; Viridiplantae; Streptophyta; Marchantiopsida; Marchantiales; Marchantiaceae.
ACAACGAUGAGACAGAUGUCUUUUGAAGUUUUUAGAAUCGUGUCUCCAAGCUCAGAUGUCCCGAAGCACGUGAGGCUGCACUGAUCUUAGCGACUUAGUCUCAGCUAUAUGAGUCUGAGGAUGGAGAGAGCAUAUCACAAAUGUCCAUCCCUUCUCAGCAAUCAUUUUUCUUCAGUACACUUUUAUUCGUCUGCAUGCUUUCUCGAUCUCUGCUGAAAUUCCAGAUUCGGACUUUCCAGCAGAUUCACGAGGUGGUAGAAAAGACGGGGACCGAAGUCGACGACAUUCUUUGCACUGCGUGUUACUGAAAGCAAUAGAAACACAACAUCAGCGGGCGGAGUACUUCAGUGACUCUCCGAAUAUCCUUCGGUAAUCCGGAUGGAAAUAGCAAGGCUGGACAACCUGGCUCUUGUCUCAGGGCUGGUAGCGGCUGUGGUGUCCUACUUAUGGUUAUACAGAUGGAAUCAGCGAAAUCAUGUUGGACCCAAGACAUGGCCCAUUUUGGGCUCUUAUCUGGAGAUGAUGGCCAACUGGAAUAGAUUACAUGAUUGGAUCACCGAUUACAUGAAAGUGCUUCCAACACCCACGCUUACUGUAAAUGUCAUGGGCAGUAAUGUUUACUUCACUGCGAGCCCCCAAAACGUCGAGUACAUGCUCAAGACAAAUUGGACCAACUACAUCAAGGGACCUAUUUUGUACGAGACUGCAAAUAUCCUGUUUGGAGAUGGCAUAUUCGUUGUGGACGGGGAGAAGUGGAAGGUUGUCCGGAAGGUUGCGAGCUUGGAGUUCAGCUCCGCAAAGCUCCGUGACUUCAGCACUGAAAUCUAUUGCAGAGAUGGAGUUCGACUUGCCACCAUCCUAGAUGGAACGGCUGAUACCGGCAAUAAAGUGGAUCUCCAGGACCUCUUAAUGAGAAUGACGAUGGACUCGGUUUGUAAAAUCGGGUUUGGAGUAGAUCAAAGAAGCUUGCGUGCCGAUCUACCUCAAGUGAGCUUUAUUGAUGCUUUUCAAAGGAUGGGAAAACUGGUCCAGACAAGGCAAAUUGGUCCUAUGUGGAAGUUGAGAAGAGCUUUGAAUAUAGCUGAAGAGAGGGAGAUGGGCCAACUUCGGAAAGACAUGGACAAGUUUCUCUACAACAUAAUCAAAGAUCGAAAAGUGGAGAUCGAGUCCCUCCAAAAUGAAGGCCAGCUAAAAGAGAACAAUUUACUUUCGAGGUUCAUGCUGUUCAAAGAUGAAGAAGGUAAGAAAUUGUCGGAUGAAUGGUUGAGAGACGUUACUAUAAACUUCCUUCUGGCUGGACGCGACACGACGGCAGGUACUCUCGCAUGGUUCGUCUACCGCACCUGUACGAGACCUGACGUAGUCGAAACGUGCCGUGAAGAAUUGGUCAGAGUUCUGGGCCAUCCAGCUGACGACAGUAUUUCUAGCUUUGCGGACCUUCUCAACUACGAUUCAGUGAAGGAUUUGCACUACCUUCACUCCGCGAUCACCGAAACUCUCCGAUUAUACCCUGCAGUCGCCAACGACCCCAAGUACGCUGUAGAUGACGAUAUUAUGCCGGAUGGCACCCGUAUUAAGAAACAGUGCACUGUAAAUUACCACCCGUAUGCAAUGGGGCGGUUACAAAGCAUCUGGGGUCCUGAUGCUGAAGAGUUCAAGCCCGAACGGUGGAUGAAGGACGGAGUCUUCCAACCAGAAUCGCCUUUCAAGUUUACAGCUUUCCAGGCGGGACCUAGAAUUUGCUUAGGUAUUGGCACAUCAUACUUACAAAUGAAGUUAGUGGCUGCGAUAUUGCUACAGUUCUUCAACUUUCAGCUUGUACCCACUAGUGAGGUUAUGUAUAACGUGAGUAUGGUACUGACACUCACACUGAAAAACGGUCUCGAUGUCACCGUAUCACGGCGGUGAUCACGGAGGCGGUUCUGUUUAGAUUGGAACUGAAUGAGUCGAGUUGACUGUUCUAAUUAGCUGCACACUUUAAUUCUAUGUCAUUGCUUCUCUCCUCUUAAUGUUGUGGCCGUAAGAAAGGCUUAUUAUACACAUUUUUCCCUACUAAUUGUUGUCGUAAUUUAUGUAAAUAUUUUAAGUAAAAAUGAGUGAAAAUUCUCUUUCACUCAUCUGUAUUUUUCCAC